Messenger RNA from Nelumbo nucifera (sacred lotus), 693 nucleotides. Its product is annotated as basic form of pathogenesis-related protein 1-like. The record is from RefSeq and is a predicted model, not a curated record. Gene Ontology annotation, cellular component: extracellular region. NCBI's taxonomy places the organism in Eukaryota, Viridiplantae, Streptophyta, Magnoliopsida, Proteales, Nelumbonaceae.
AACGAUCUCUACCCUAGUCUGUGAGUAUUGAAAAUGGCGUUGUGUAGGGCUAAAUCGUCCCUCUUCAUUCUGAUGGUUGGCCUAGCCUUGCUCCAUGUCUCUGAAGCUCAAGACUCCCCACAGGACUACAUAAAUGCCCACAACGAAGCUCGUCGAGCAGUGGGGGUUGGCCCUAUGACAUGGGACAAUACGCUGGCGGGCUACGCUCAGAGAUACGCCAAUCAGAGGAUUGGCGACUGUGCCAUGAAGCACUCCAAUGGACCCUAUGGCGAGAACCUCGCCGCUGCUAUGCCUAGCUUGUCGGGGACCAAUGCUGUGAAGAUGUGGGUAAACGAAAARCAGUUCUACRACUACAACUCCAACUCUUGUGCUGCCGGAAAAGUUUGCGGCCACUACACUCAGGUGGUCUGGAGAAGCUCAGUUCGUCUUGGGUGUGCUAAGGUUCACUGCAACAAUGGCUGGGACUUUGUCAUUUGCAACUAUGCUCCUCGAGGCAACUAUGUAGGGCAGCGUCCUUACUAGUCUUUACCUGCACAUCCAAAAUAAAAUGGAGGUCUAGAUAUGUAGCUUCCAUCAUAAUAAAUUACAAAUGAUGAUCAGAUUAGAUGGAAGGAGAGGAAUUUUAGAGAAGAUCUUCUGYAUCAAUCCUUAAUACUUAAAAUGAAGGAAAUAUGAAUGACUUUCUGAUCAUAA